Messenger RNA from Hydractinia symbiolongicarpus, 2788 nucleotides. RefSeq lists its product as uncharacterized. Lineage: Eukaryota; Metazoa; Cnidaria; Hydrozoa; Anthoathecata; Hydractiniidae. Bases 42 to 2237 code for a protein of 731 amino acids. The transcript is spliced from 6 exons. The record is from RefSeq and is a predicted model, not a curated record. Gene Ontology annotation, molecular function: 2-oxoglutarate-dependent dioxygenase activity; protein binding.
UAACACAGAUAUUAUAUAUACUGUAGGUAAUUUUUUCAACGAUGUGGAUACAGCUGCUGUUGCUUUUGUCAGCAAUUUUAAAUGUAUAUGGAAUAGAAUCUUUUCAUGGUGAUGCAGAAAAGAACAAUGCAGAUACAAUUAUAUCUAUGGAUGAUAUGGUUGUUAGUGCAAAGUAUGACAAAGAUACACAGUCUAAGAUUCAAACAAAUGAAGAAGCACCUCCCCCUGGACAUAUGAAACCUUUAGGUGAACACGCUACACCAAGGGUUGGUGAGAUAGCAGAACUUGAUUACAUGAUUGGUGGUAAAGACUUUUAUGAAUUCUUUUUAAGAAAGCGUAAACCUGUAGUCUUCAGAGGAAUCACAUCUGAAUGGAUGGCUACAAAACAGUGGAAAAACGAAAGUUAUUUAUUAAAAGAAUAUUCGAAUGUUUUGUUUGAUGUGGAAACAAAGAAAAUUUAUAAUCAUGAUCUUCAUCCUCGUAAAACUAUGGAUUUUAAAGAAUUUCUUGCUUCAUACAAAAAUAAGACUUUGUAUCUUGAUUCACCUUUCCCUCAGUCUCCCAUGAUGAAAGAUUUGAAGUUGCCAUUGAUGAUGCAAUGUGAAGUGUUGCAUGAAUCAUUCACCAGCAUGCAUUUGUUGUACUCAAAUGGGGGCACAAGUUCGCCAUUGCAUGCUGAUGGUUAUGAAAAUUUUCUUUCUGUUUUUUCUGGCACAAAAGUUGUAUAUGUUAUUGAUCCUAAAUUUGGCCAUACAUUGUACAUGUCAGUGGUUAAAGAUUUUCCUGGACUGUCUCCAAUUAAUCCAGAAGCAGUAGAUUUCAUCAAGUAUCCUAAAUUUUAUGGUGUGCCUUUCCACAAGAUUGUAUUGAAUGCUGGUGAUAUUUUGUAUAUUCCUCAAGGCUGGUAUCACCAAGUUCGUUCUUACGACUCUCCAAAUAUUGCGACUUCAAUGUGGUUUCAGUACUUUACAAGAAUUUAUCAAGUUGAUUUUGCUUAUCGGGAUCAUCUUGGACAAGAAACAGAGUUUUCAAGGAUAGUUGAAGAAGCUCCUGAGCGUAUUGAAUGUGUUGAUCAAAACAUUCAUUUACAGUCUUACCAUGAAAUAAAUUUGAACAAAAUGGCGCUGAAACGAAAAGAAGAGAGGCAUAAUAAAACCAGUGUGUUAGUCAAUAAAACUGUCUUGUAUGAAGAGGUUCGCCUCGACCAACCAACUAUAUUUGUUGGCUCAGAUGACAAACAUAUAUACGCUAUGGACAUGCGCACUGGAAGUGUCAAAUGGAAGGUGGAAACAGCUGAAGAUACUGGGUCGAUGUGCGAAUUCAGUUUAGACGGUACCCUUGUCUAUUGUGGAGCAGACGAUUCUUAUAUGCGUGCAAUUACAAUUAAAAAUGGUGUCGUUGCUUGGGCGUUUAAGACAGGUGGAGCGGUUAUCUCUUCUGUCAUGGUGGAUUCCAACGGGGAUCUUUACUUUGGUUCAUUGGAUUCUUACAUGUAUGCAUUGUACCCUAACGGUACUUUAAAAUGGAGAAAGUAUAUGCGAGGCGCCAUGUGGAGUUCUUCCGCUCAACAUCCAGUUGAAGAUUUUCUAUACAUAUCGACACAAUCCUCGGACAUCGCGUUUAAUAUCUUUGCACUACAAAAAAGUUCUGGUAAAGUAAUGUGGAAAAAGUUCGGUGAUGGAGGGUUCACAUCGUCUCCAAAAUUAAGUCAAAAUGGAAACUAUGUUUUUUUUGUGAGCGCAGCAAGUGUUGUGUAUAUGCUGGAUUCAUUACAUGGCACCGUGCUUCACAAGAUGCAGUUAGAUGAAAACGUCACUGUGAUGGCCUCACCUGCUGUGCAUGGCAAUAAUAUUGUUUAUGUUUUAAUGAUGUCUGGUCGAUUGCUUGCGGUCAAUGUGGUGGAGAGUGAAAUUAUUUGGGAAAAAAUGAUAGGUGUUGGAAAAAUGGGCGCUUCGUCUAGUCCUUACCUUGGUGCAGACGGCGCGUUAUAUGCUGGUAGCGGAAACGGAACAGUGUAUAAGUUUCAACCUUUAGAUGGUAGCAUUGAAUGGAAGACAAAUGUUGCUACCGAAAUAUUUUUUAGUUCCCCUCGCCUUUCAAAAGACGACAUGUUGUUUAUAGGUAGUGUAGAUGGGCCCUUACAUGCUUUAAAUUCAAAGACAGGCGAGAUAAUAUGGUCAACACGUACUAACGGUCCGCUUGCAGGCACGGUGCAGAUAACUCGGGGUUUUAUUUGAGCAUUCUAGAGUAGGUUGUUACAAUAAUUGGCUCUGUAGUUGUUUUUGUUUUAUUCUUAUUAUUUUUUAUUAAAAUUAUAUUUUUUUAAAUCUCUCUAUAUGCAUUAAGUCUGAAAACGCUUCUCGUGUAAACAAAGCACCUAGCACUAGCCUUUUAAGCAACGACGAUUUAAAUAAAAGAAUGCAAUCUUAUUUUAAUAUAAAAUAUUUUUAAUACCUUGUCUCUUUACUGUAGAACCAGAAUUUCCAUCUGUGUAUUAAAUAGUGUCUUGAAUUUUCAACAUUACUUGUUUAUUAUUUGCUCUUACUACUGUGUAGCAUGCGUUUUGCAAUUAAUUGUUUUCUUGACAGGAAAAGGUAUGUCCAUGAACCCUAAAACUCUUAGAUGUCGAAACUUCGGUUUAUGGGUCAAAAUCCAGAUUAAUGCUGCUUAAAAAGCUGUCCUUUAUUUAUUUAUUUUUUUACUUUAUAUUAUUUAUUAUUCUUUAUUGUAUACUUUAAAAUUUAAAUUUUUAGAUAAUUAAUUUAUUAACAACAGUCUCUGCAAGAAA